Molecule: messenger RNA, 689 nt
Organism: Notodromas monacha
Lineage: Eukaryota; Metazoa; Arthropoda; Ostracoda; Podocopida; Cyprididae
Source: the annotation of a GenBank genome assembly
CCGGAACAAGGAACUCAUGGGCUCCGGCGCCGCGUCCCGCCGGCCUGAGUUUGCUGGCUCGUGCAAGAAACGUGUCCAAAUCGCACGCCAACCUCAGCAUGACCGGCACGCCAUCCUUUUUUGGCAGCAGCAGCACUUUCAGCAGCAGCAGCGGCAGCAGCAGCAACAACAACAACAGCUUCAAGCUGAGUGGGAGUAGUCGCAGUCUUCACGUACGCGGAGACGCGAACCAAAACCUAUUUCCGACGACUGCCAAGUCGCGCGGUCGGAGCUUUUUGUUUCGCCCGGGCUCGUCGGCAACGCUGCCGCCGGGAAGCUCGUUGGCUGGCAUGACGAGUGCCUCGACACUGUCGACGUCGACGACGACGGCUGCUGCUGGUGGGGUGACACACAUGCCGAAUCCGGAGAAGUUUGGGAUUGUGGCGGAUGCGUUGGUGAGCGGGCUCGGGGCGUGUGUGAGCUUUGCCGAGGGGGAGAUUGCCAGGCUGCGGGAAGCAUUGGAUGACGCGAACAAGGACGUGGAAACCCCUGGAGGAGGAACCCAUGAAGUGAUAAAAGGAAAAGGUACCGACAAUACAUAUUUGAUUUUGUCAGUGUUCGUGGUGGUGAUGCGACAUGCGAAAGUUGCCCUGAAUUGUAAAUUGGCGAGUGCUGUUCAUCCCGGGUCUGAGAGUAGAGAUAAUGAAUGA